Molecule: messenger RNA, 4323 nt
Organism: Ailuropoda melanoleuca (giant panda)
Lineage: Eukaryota; Metazoa; Chordata; Mammalia; Carnivora; Ursidae
Gene: RAMP2
Product: receptor activity modifying protein 2
Biological process (GO): calcium ion transport; cellular response to hormone stimulus; G protein-coupled receptor signaling pathway
Cellular component (GO): cell surface; signaling receptor complex; membrane
Molecular function (GO): coreceptor activity
Source: RefSeq, a predicted model, not a curated record
GCCCCAACCCCCUGCCUUAGAUACUGAGGCGUGGAGAGGCCCUCUGAAGUCCCAGCCCCUUCCUUCUCCUCCAGGUCCGUGAGAGCAGGUCGCUAACCCCCUUUCUCGCCCCCGCAGCGAGGGAAAAGGGCGAUAGGGUCGAAGGAGAAAGGUCGAGCGGAUGCUCGGAGACCCGGGCGAGUCCCGGGCGCCACGCGGCUGAGCCCAGGAAAUGCAUCCCGGUUCUGGGGUUACGAUGGGAGCUGUCCAGCCCCGCAGGGUGAGCUAGAAGAGAGAGUGGGCCAACGCCGACCUAGCGGAGGGAGCGGCGGGCGCCAGGGCCGGGUGGGGCAGCGACUCCCCCUCCAGCCCGCCGGCCCCGGGCGUCGCCCCCGCCCCCCACGUGGCCGCAGCCGUCCCAGCCCUUGCGAGGAAGCGGCGCGGCUUCCUGGGGCUUGGGCCGGCGAUAUAGGCGCCCCCGCCCCGGGCCCGGCUCAGCGCCACCGCCCCUCCUCGCCUGCUCGCCGCGCGAUGGCCUCGCUCCGGACUGAGCGCGCCGGCGGCCCGCGACUCCCUGCGACCCGCGCCGGGCGACCGGCUGCGCUCCGCCUCCUCCUCCUGCUGGGCGCUGUUCUGAAGCCCCAGGAGUCCCUGGCUCAGGUUCCUCCCACUGAAAGCAUCUUGAAGUCGAAAGAGGACAAGAUGGAGAACUAUGAGAGGACUAUUCAAUUUUGCUGGCAAUCUUAUAAGGAGGAGAUGGACUCUAUCCCCAAGGAUUGGUGCGACUGGGCCAUGAUUAGCAGGCCUUAUAGCGACCUACAGUAUUGCUUGGAGCAUUUUGCAGACUUAUUUCAGCUGGGCUUCCCCAAUCCCCGGGCAGAAGAGAUCAUCUUUGAGACUCACCAGAUCCACUUUGCCAACUGCUCCCUCGUGCAGCCCACCUUAUCAGACCCCCCAGAGGAUGUGCUCCUGGCCAUGAUCAUAGCCCCCAUCUGCCUCAUCCCCUUCCUCGUCACCCUUGUGGUGUGGAGGAGUAAAGACAGUGAAGCCCAGGCCUAGGGUGGUAUGAGCUUUUCUUCCAAGCUAUCUUGCUCCUUUAUCGCCCCCACCACCAGGUUUCUCUUCCCCUCCCUGCCUCCUUCUCUCACUCCCACGUCCUCCACAGAUCCUUGGACUGAUGGAAAUGGAAACCCAGUGGUGUCAUGGCACGAUUUCUGUAAUCUUCAAAAUAAAACUUUUUUUUUUUGUACUGUCCCCUCCCCAUCCCAGAGUUUCUGCCAUUCCCACAGCUCUGGGCAGCAGAGCUGGAAGAUUCUGGAUAGCAGCACUGUUUUGUUCACUUGUCUCCUCCCCCCACCUGAAGGCCACCCCCUCCACUGCUUCCUCCCAAGGCUGGGCCUUUCCUGUCCUUAUCCAGACCCAGCACCAGGAAAUAUACAGGAAAGAGACUCCCUUCCGGUCUGCACAGCAGCUGGGGAGGUGUGGGGAGAGGGGGAAGGGUGGAAUCUCUGCUGUGACUCCUGCAAGAAGGAAGCGGGACCACCCAGGAGCUCUGAAUUUUCCUCGUCUUCAUGCCUCAGUUUACUCCCAGGGCUUGGGAAUAGGAACCGUGAUAUGACCAAAAAGAGUCCAUCCCUAAGGACCUCAGGAUUGAGGGCAAGGGCAGGGGGGACUUAACUCUACUAAGUCUGCCACAGGACUCCCCUUCCCGGUCCCUGGCCUCAUCCUAUGUUGUCCUGGACCCUGGGGGUGUGGCCUACAGCCUGGCAGCAUACUGCCCCCUGGUGUCCACUAGAGCUAACAGCCAGAAGAUGGACAUGAUCUGGAAGAAGCUCCAAGCUGAGGAGACUAGACCCUGGGAUUAGACAUCUGUCAUCUCCAUAGCACUCACUAGUUCUUAGCUGGAUCCUUCUAUCAGCUUCCUAAGCCAUACUGAUACUCCCUUAAAACACUUUCCCACUUUCUAGGGACAUAUCUAGCCUCUGAACUCAUCAUUUUAUAUACAGACCCUCUUACAUAUUCCACAGUGAGGCCCAGUUGUUUGCCAGAGGACCUUCACUUCCAGCUCUUCCAGAUCAUCAAAAAUAUGAGAGAACAACUUUGUUCUCCAUAAAGACACCUGUUUAUUCUUUUUGGCACCUGGAGCCUCUUCAGGGGCUUUUCCUUCCCUCCUUUCUGAAAUAUUUACCUCUCUGAGGACAUGCAUAUUCAUUUCCUGGGACAUGCCCGUCCAUUCCAUAGAUAUAUACCCGUAUGCUUCCUAGAAUGUAUCUACUCGUCCUCUGAGACAGACUUCUCUCAGGACAUGUCUGUCUCUCUAGAGGCAUAUCUGUUUCCUGGGGCAUUUUGAGUUUUCACCUGAAAUAAGUCUUUGCUCUGUUUCCAUGAAUGCAUUGGUCUUCCUCAGGGGUAUAUCUGUUCUCUUCUUGGACCGUAUUCACCUUCAUGUGUUUUACUAAUAUACAUCAAGGACAUGCUGGUAGAAGAUAACUGUGUGUGGUAUAUUUUGUUGGAAAAAUAAGCUAGGGCUUGGUUUCUGCUCUCAAUGGCUUCCACCUAAUAGGGGAGCUGACAUGUACACAAAUAAACAAAAACAAUGCAGUGUGUGAUGAGAGUCAUGCAAGGGAUAUAAACCAAAUGUUAUCUAAGUGCAAAAAAAGGAGUCACAUCUAGCUGAGGUGUGAUCACAGGAGGGUGAUUGUGAAGUUAAUACAUGAGUAGGCACUCCAUCUUAAGGAGUGCAUUCCCCCGAGGGAAGAGAGUAAAAAAAAAAAAAAAAAGGAGGUGAAUUAGGAAGUUAUUGUGAUAUUCCAGGCUUGAGAAAAAGAGGCCAUGGGCCAAAGGAGUGAUGAAUGAGGAAGCAGAAAAUAAAAAGUAGGAGAGAUGACUAAAAACAGGGGAGGGAAUCAGCAGGACUUUGGAGAUGAAGGAGAGGAGAGGAGGGCUGACUCAGGCUUUGAAUCUGAGUUAGUAGGACAAUGAUGGAAGUAAUGAUAGAAAAUGGCUCUAGGAAGAGGAGCUGGCAAGAAGAAAAGGAUGUACAAUAUGAGUUGCCAAUAAAACAAGCUUUUAUGUCCCACAGAGAGUUAGAAACGGGAGGGGUGAUGGUGGUUGUGGUGGAAAUACAGAUUAAGGAGUGUUUUGCACAGAAGUGCCAUGUGAAGCCAUGAAAAUGAUGAAAGUUCUCAAGACAGAAGGUGUAUUGAAAAGAAAGCUGAGCUUAGGUUCUUAGGAAACACUCACAUUUAAAGAAUAAGGGGGAAGUGAGACAAAGAGGAAGAUCAGAGAGACAGUAGCAGAGCAAGGAUAAAGCAGUGCCAUGGAAACAAAGGAGAUAGUGCCCUUUGAAAGAACCUUACCAAUUGAAUGGUUCGUCCAUUCGUGCAACAAGCGUUUGCUGGGUACUUUGGUAGAUCAGGAACUGUGCACAAUGAAGGAUGGACUUGAGUGGGGGAAAGGUUAAAUGAUCAGGUAGGAAAUUGAGAGGGUGACGAAAUCAAGGAAACUGUGCAUAUUUUCAAAUACGGGUGACCUGAGCAUAUUUGUCAACUAGCAGAGAGGAGCCAGAGGAAAGGAAAAGAGGGAAGAUGAUACACAAAGAAGUCCUACAGGCAGUUGGAAAGGAGAGGUAAGAAGAUACGCCAAAGGGUUGGCCUUGUAAAGGAAGAGUGACACUUCUUCCUUUGAAUUCAAAAGAAAGAAGUAAAAGUGGAAAGGAAUUCUUGUGGGAAGAAUCAAGUGUGGUGACAGACAGAGAGGGAACGAUUAGGAGGUUCAAAUGCUUCGCCUCAUGUUCACAAAAUAGGAAGGGCAUUCUGCAGAGAGAAAGAAGAUGGAGACAGGUGGAAUGACUUGAGGACUAGAAAUAUUUGAAGAAUUACCUGGAGGGAUGUGACAGGGAGUCAAUAAAAGACAGUGCUGGGCUGCACUGAGAGCUCAGCAGUGCGGUUAGUCAGGGCCUGGGGCUCAGCCAGCAUGUUCUGUCAUUUUUUCCAGUAAUACGACUCAGCCCAGAGUUGGGGGAGGGGGAGAAGAUGGAGGUGGGGGCAGGGAGCAACAACACUGGUUUGUUAAAUGACCACCAGGUAAGCAAGCAAGGGGACAGAAUGGGUUAGUCUAGGCUGGGUAAGGAGUCAAAUAAGACCAAAACGGCUCCGGAGACUCGAGACUAGGAAAGUGAGGACGUAAGGGAUAGAUAGCUGUGGUCAAAGCGGGCAGCUCUGAAUCGUGGAAGCCGAACCUUUUCCAGCGAUAAAAGCUACAAAUGUGCUGUGGAGUCGAAGGACAUAGCAGUUGAGGGGACUGGGAAAUUGUGAGGCGUUAGUUAAAUGUAACUGACACGAA